Molecule: messenger RNA, 8116 nt
Organism: Epinephelus fuscoguttatus (brown-marbled grouper)
Lineage: Eukaryota; Metazoa; Chordata; Actinopteri; Perciformes; Serranidae
Gene: drd1b
Product: dopamine receptor D1b
Exons: 1
Coding region: 1509-2900 (463 amino acids)
Biological process (GO): adenylate cyclase-activating adrenergic receptor signaling pathway; G protein-coupled dopamine receptor signaling pathway; vasodilation
Cellular component (GO): plasma membrane
Molecular function (GO): dopamine neurotransmitter receptor activity, coupled via Gs; G protein-coupled receptor activity
Source: RefSeq, a predicted model, not a curated record
GCGCGCAUGAAAACGGCUCUUGGAGAGUCAUUCCCAUCACUCUCCGCCGGCCAGUCAGACCGCAGACACAUCACAGGGUAAGUGAAUGUUGCACAACAGAGGAUGACCCUAAUAAGAGAAGCGUAAGGACUGAUAAGGAGGAAAAAAGAAAAAAAAAAACACCUGAGGACCGUCGCAACAGGGGAGCGUGACUGACUUCCCAUGGAGGAGCGCGCAGAGACGGCGAGCUCCUUUUCCGUCACUUGGUACCAAGAUACAAGUUGGAUGUACGCCGAGGAGAUGUGGAUUUUUGCGGGACUGAGUGAUUUUAUUAAUGCAAAUUGAUUUGGGUUUCAAUUAUUUUCAAGCUGACCCAAGACGGUGCAGCCGGUCCAGAACUGCCCACAUCCACGGAGAGGAGCGCGCGCUGUCUGAAGAUUUAGAAAAUAAGAAAAUAAACUGCGCUCCUGUUUACAGAGACGUCAACCCAGGGAUUGCACUGCCAGAGAGACUUUAGGUGGGUGGCCAAAAAUAACUCUUGAAUGUUUUUGAAAGCUGAGCGGUCGUUUUGCUGUGUCCACACAAAUGGGCACGCGAACUAAACCAAAAAUUAAAAAAAACGACCUCGCAUCUGGAUUACAGCGACAUGUCAGCAUAAACAAAGCUGUGGUAUUGAUGUGCUUUCCUACAUGUGAUGAAUUAGACAUUUAAUAUCCCUCUGAUAUCUAAAUGGACUGUCGAGACUCUGAAUUCUGUUUUCAGCCUAAAUUUUUUUGACUUGUCACUAAGGUGGAAAUGUUGUUAAGAGACUGAACUAACAGGAAGCUGCAUUCAAAGAAAUUAAGAAAAAAAUAAAACACCUUGUAGCUGGGGUGGAUCAGCUCUGGUGCAGGCACCAAUAUAAUCACAUGGACACGCCUAGAGGAUCAUUAAACAAAUCAGAUAAACGCAGCGCGAAAACCAUCAAUACAAGUUAUUGAUGAGGUGGUAUAUAAGGCUAAUGAUUGGCCAAGCCUCUGUUUACUCAACAGCUCGGCAACAAUAUGGUGUGAAACUUUCGCUUGACAGCUGAGGCAACCACAGAGAGGAGAAAAAGGACCAAGGACUUUACUUUCAAUAUAAUUUUACUGCUGCUUUUUUAUGACUACAGUGCUGAUUGGUAAACAAACUGCAAACAACAGCUGGAAUACUCCUCCUCCUCUUCACACUAGAAUGUCUGCUGCCCAUGCUGCUGUUGCAGGAAUUUAUGAACCAGGCUUUUUGGGGGGGCAAAUAUCCGAAGAGAUCUUUUUGAAAUAUUUAUAGCAGUUCUCGUGCAAGGAUGGUGAUUGUGACAAGGCGCCUAUGGAUGACCCAGUCUGUUGGAGAGCUGGUGCCGAGACAGUUGACCUCUCCACCAGCUACGCCGUCCGUCUAAAACUCCUCCCGAGAGAGGCACAGCUGCUGCAGGCUGGGGAUGUGAUGGGGUGACUGUCGACACCCCCCUCACCCACCCCCUAUCUCACUUUAUUAGCAGUGUAAUUUAAACAAUGGAUCAGAAUUUCUCAACAGUUCGAGAUGGAAAGCAGCUGCUAGCAGAGAAAGACUCUUCCAAACGCGUGCUGACAGGAUGCUUCCUCUCCCUCCUCAUCUUCACCACGCUGCUAGGCAACACGCUGGUGUGUGCUGCCGUCACCAAGUUUCGACAUCUGAGGUCGAAGGUCACCAACUUCUUUGUCAUCUCGCUGGCCAUCUCUGACCUUCUGGUAGCUAUCUUGGUAAUGCCAUGGAAGGCGGCGACUGAGAUCGUGGGGUUUUGGCCGUUUGGUGCAUUCUGCAACGUUUGGGUGGCGUUUGACAUCAUGUGCUCCACCGCCUCCAUCUUGAACCUGUGUGUGAUUAGUGUAGACCGUUACUGGGCCAUCUCGAGCCCGUUCCGCUAUGAACGCAAGAUGACCCCGAAAGUGGCAUGUCUGAUGAUCAGUGUGGCGUGGACCCUGUCAGUCCUCAUCUCCUUCAUUCCUGUUCAGCUUAACUGGCACAAAGCUCAGACCACCAGCUACGCAGAGCUAAACGGAUCGUACCCCGGUGAGCUGCCCCCUGACAACUGCGACUCCAGCCUUAACAGGACCUACGCCAUCUCCUCCUCCCUUAUCAGCUUCUACAUCCCCGUGGCUAUUAUGAUCGUCACCUACACCCGGAUCUACCGGAUCGCCCAGAAACAGAUACGGAGAAUAUCUGCCCUGGAGCGGGCGGCAGAGAGUGCCAAAAACCGUCACAGCAGCAUGGGGAAUAGUUCGAGCAUAGAGAGCGAGAGCUCGUUCAAAAUGUCGUUCAAACGAGAAACCAAAGUCUUAAAGACGCUCUCAGUGAUCAUGGGAGUGUUUGUGUGCUGCUGGUUGCCCUUCUUCAUCCUUAACUGCAUGGUUCCGUUCUGUGAGCCGAACUUGCCGGACGGUGCCACGGACUUCCCCUGCAUCAGCUCCACCACCUUCGAUGUGUUCGUGUGGUUUGGCUGGGCAAACUCCUCGCUCAACCCCAUCAUCUAUGCCUUCAACGCCGACUUCCGCAAGGCCUUCUCCAUCCUCCUGGGCUGCCACCGGCUCUGCCCGGGGAGCAAUGCCAUUGAGAUCGUCAGUAUUAAUAACAACAUGGGCGCCCCUACCUCGAACCCCAACUGUCAGUAUCAGCCCAAGAGUCACAUCCCAAAGGAGGGCAACCAUUCAGCCAGCUAUGUGAUGCCCCACAGCAUCCUGUGUCAGGAGGAGGAGUUACACAAGAAGGACGGAUGCGGAGGGGAGAUCGAGGUGGGCAUGGUAAACAACGCCCUGGAGAAACUCUCGCCAGCCAUCUCUGGGAAUUUAGACAGCGAUACUGAGGUCACACUGGAAAAGAUCAAUCCCAUAACACAGAAUGGACAGCAUAAAACCGUGUCAUGUUGAGAAAAGAUGGAGAGGGGUACAUCGAGGCACAUAUGUACACAUAAAGGGACGGAAAGCUUACACAGGAGGACAGCAGAAGCAACGAGAGAGACAGAUAUCUUUAUGAACAUGCCUGACAGGGAGACAGUGAGUGGGAUAUACGGGACCUUAAGACUGUCAAAAAAAAUCUACAUGGAAAAACCUACAGAAUGUUUUAAAGUAAAGGCACUUUAUCCUGGAUAUAACUAUCUGCAAAAUACUCUCAGCAUUUAUUGAUGAAAUUGAAAUUUGAUGAUAAAUGUUGAUAAUGUGAAUAUUAACGCAGAACACUAGCUAUGUGCACAUGUAUACAUUUUUCUAACAUGUUUAAAGAUGUAUACAUCUGCAUGUGUAUACUGUACAGUACUGACACAAUCCCGGAAGGACUUAAACACAGUAUAUACAGUGGAGGAAGAUGUAGUAACUAUUAGCAAAAUGUCUUGUAGGUAUAGGUGCUUUGUAUGUGUUUCAUGGGAGAGAGAGCAAUGUGGGUAAAUCAGUUUUUGGUACAGUAUAAUAAGUUGUUUAUUGCGGUUAUUUCUCUUCAGUACAUUUCUUAAUGCUAAUUCUGUUGCAGAAUCAAAACACCUGUAUUGCAGUGGUGAUUUUUUUGGGUUUAAACUGCUUCAGACACCAAAGUAAGAAUAUUCAGUUUAAAACAGACAGGGACAGGUGAUAGAGUUCAAUACCAUAAGCCAAGUAGCCAUAUAUUUUUAAAGAUUUCAUUCUUACACCCCUUUAGACAUGUUAUCUUGCGGUGAAAAGUCCUCCCUCUACUUUCCUUCCUUUGUAUCCUAUUCUGACCCAUCCUCAGUCAUGCCCAACUGGGACCGAUCACACUGGCUCACCUGAAGUUUCUUCCAUUCCUUAUCCUCACUCCGUCUUUUCAUUAGCUUUGUCUCCCCUCUCUGCUGCUCUUCAGCAAACCCUCUCUAGGGCCCUAUAGUCUCCUCUCCUUUCCAUUUUCCUGCUCCCCUUUCCUCAGUUAGCAAAGUCCCUUCCUCCCUCGCGCUGCCCUUAUUUCUCCAGCGUUGUCAACCUCUUCCCUCCUCUCUCCUCCCCACUGUUCUCUCAGUCAGCACAGUCCUCCUCACCUGCACCAUACCUUCCAUUUAUAUUUUUCUUUUCCUGUCUGCCUCUCCAUCUCCUCUGGCAGCCCUCCAUUUUAAGUCUUUACCCUGCCCACUCAAAGUGGUACUUAUGAUUCUAUUUUUGGCAAAUGCUGUCAGUCCAUGAUUAAAAAAGAAUGUAAAUCUGUAAACUAAAACUCCCGCACUUGGACAGAGGAGGUAGCAGCAGCAGCAGCAGCAGCAGCAGCAUCGGAGUUCAUUCAGCCGUAAUGCAAGUGACACUUUGUGACCUUUUGCAAACUUGCAGAUAUCUGAUUUUGUAAAUUGCUCAUGCUGGGAGCCAUGCUGUGCUGUAGUGGCGAUGCGGAGCAUGCAGUGUGACAGUCGCUCUGUUCGCAGGGGUGGAGUCCAAGACAAACCACCACGAUGUGGAUUACCUUCAAGAUACUGAACACAUUUUUAUUGUCACUCCUCUCUGCCAUGUAUUUUUGCAAAGUAGCAUUUAAAAUAUCUGCAAUUACAUUUUAAGUGAUGCAGUUAGUCAGAAUAAAGUCCAGUACAAAAGGCAGUUUUGGGUGAGUUAGUCCCUGUGAUACAAUGAUUUUUAUAACCACAGAUAAGCUAUAAAACUACAUUUAAAAUAUUUUUGACAGUGCUCAAACAAGCUUUUUAAUUUUUUUUGUAUUUGUGGUUUUUGUGCUUGGCUCCACUCCUCGCACUGAUUGUACUGAUACUUUACAGUUAAUUUCACAUUCAAGGUUGAGUUUGAGUUUAAAGGUCCUGUGUGUAGCAUUCAGAGGCAUUGAUUGGCAGAAAUACUUAAUAUACUUCUUCUUAACUAUGCUAUGAUUAAUUUAUAACUACCUGAUCUACGAAUCGUGUUUUCAUGAGCUUAAAAUGAGCCAUUUAAAUCUACAUACAGAACGAGACCUUUCCAUGGAUGUAAAAAGACAAAUGAACACAGCAUUAGAAAGGUGCCAUGAAAGUCAUGAAAGUUGCUUAGUGGCGCAUGAAGCCAAAAAAAGCUAAUUUCCAUGGCAUGAAAUUACCUGGAUCUGCAGCAUUGUGGGGCCCAUGGAGCAAGCGCACUAGAAACUUAAAAUGGCCGAGUGUGGCAGAGCGGCUAACUUCCAGUUCAGCCCUCUGCUAACUUGAAUAGGGAAAAAACUUAUUUAAUCCUGCAGCUCUUCUAGACUUCUAGAAAUGUUAUCAGACUGAAUGGAUCAAAUCCCAAUCCAGAAAAUUGUAUCCACUGAUUCACAGGGAUCUCUUUCACAUUAUAUGUCUACGGGAAAACGUGUUAUUGGGACCUAUGGUACUGUGUCAAACCCAGAAGUUGUAAUUGCACAUUUGGCCAUGUGAAAUUGGGUCCCAUGCUGGCCACUGUUCCCGGGGGCUUGAUCCUCACCCAUGGAGUCCGCCAUGUUGUUCUACAGUAGCCCAGAAUGGACAAACCAAACAGUGGCUCUAGAAAGGACCAUUCGCAUUCUCCUAAAUGCUGGACACACAGCAGAGGUUUCAGUUCUGCAACCUCACCUCUAGAUGCCACUAAAUCCCACACACGGGACCUUUAAAUUUUAAGUACUGUUUGUGAUAAUGGUAAAUGCUAAAACACAAUGUCACAAUGUCCAUUAUACAGCUACAGCUCCAUGGUUUGCUAACAUUAGCUAACAUUAGCCACCAUAAGCUGCGGGUCUUACCAGGACAAAUAACCAGCCAAACCUCUGUGUGUUUUAUUUAGCAGUUUCAUUGCUUGUGUUUUCAACAUUUCAUAGGCAAGUUUAUUUAUGCAGCACAUAUUGGCAACAAAGCAGAGUGCUUUAGGUAAAACACCGAAAGCAUCAAGACAGAGCAGACGAGACACAUUAUAGAAGGACAUUUAAAUACAAUUGAAGAGCUGCAGAAUAGAACAAAAAAACAAGCUAAUAUAUACAAAGACAGAUGUAAAAUACAAGAAUGAAAGUUACUGUGCAGUGUGAAAAAUGAAUAAGUAUCUAAUUUAAUAAAGUGCAGCAGCAAACAGGAAAGUCUUUAACUUUGACUUAAAAGAAUUCAUAAGUUAUGAUAAUGAAUGCAGAGGGUGGGAAAAGGGCCUAUUCAUUAUCUCCACCUAACAGGCUUCAUAAAGUUAAAAAAUAUAUGUAAUUUACUGUUCUUUUCAAACGUUAAAUUAGAUUUAAUUAUAUAUAUUUUAAAAGUUUGAAUAGAUGCAAAGUCUCUGCGUGGCACACAUAAUUAUCAGACAUAAUUAGCUCUCUUGUCGAAGCCCUGUGCAGCUAGUUUUCUGCUGCGUUCAGCGUUGCUGUGGAAAGAAUGCUCAACAGCAUGCUUUCUGACAUCGUAUGCUGAGCGUCCAGUGUGUGCUGUGUGUGUGUCCAUGAAGGCGUGAAACUGUUGCACAUCAGAGAAAGGAAGAGUUGAUCCAAUAGAAAGCAAUUGGUCUUGAACGAAGCAUUUGAUUUUCCUGCUCUGGAAAAUCCAAUGCUAUCUAGAUGGCAACAAAGGGAGGGGGGGCUUUUAGCUCAAUAUGUGACUUGGCUUGUGACAUAAAAGCAACUGAUUGUCCUCUCUGCCUGCCUGUCCUCGGCUCCUGCUGACUGCUGCUGCACCAUCACUUUAAAACGGACGUUGGCGCGCUGGGAUUUGGAUUAGUCAUCUUUCAUUGUGAAUUGAUAUAAUUUUCCAGAUGAAAUUCUAUUUGAGUGCAACAAUAUACAAUAACAUCCCCCAUUAAGUCCCAUGCCUUUUACAAAUUCUCAACCAUAUCAGCUCAGUGGCCCUGCCUUUUCUCUCUUCAUCAGUUCCUCUUAAUUUACUCCCUAAUUAUUUCCAAACACAAGCCAGCUCAAACAUGCGAUAAAACAUGAACUGCACAUAAUCUGUCAGCAUUGGACAUGGAGGGGAACUGCUUAAGGGAAGAUUUGGUUUCCCCCCCUCUCCACGUCCACGUCCACGUCCACCCCCACCCCCUACCCUCCCUUUUCUCCAUCUCUUUUUCUUUUCCCUUGGCUGCCUCUGUCGACUUGAUGAGCGUUCCCGAUGUUAACACAGAUUGGAUUUAUUAUUAAACAGACAGGGCCUACUGUUUCCCUUCUGUAGUUUGAGUCAAGGCGCUGAAUCAAAGCUCCACCUGGUUAUUAUGAUUAUGAUUAUGAUGAUGAUGAUGAUUAUUAUUAUUAUUAUUAUUAUUAUUGCUGUUGCCAAAAUUGUUAUUUUUGGCUGAAUGUGGCUGUACUGUAGCUUAUGCUGUGAUUUAACCAGUGUUUUAUAAGCUGAAAUUUGAGGGGGUGGGUAGGGGUAUUCUUACUGAUAUAGAGAUUAAUCUGCCAUUUGUCGCGACAUCAUUGGCAUUUACAGGCUUACCAGAUGUUUUUUCGUAUAUGCUGUAUGUACACAUUUAUAGAAACAUACCUCCAGCUGUGAGUUGAAAUGAUCUCUGCUGUAUUUUGGCUCCAUGUAAAAGCCCCCCGAGCCCUCACCUUGUCAACUGGGUGAGUCAUCUCUCCAGAUGCCACUGCUUUGAUUUUGGAGAAGGGUGAUGUCAGGCAACAGUCCCGCAAGCGAGAUGUUUUGUUUGAUCCGGAGCAUUUCCUCCAGGCUGCCCUACAUGUUGCUUUGGGGGAGCUACGGUGACAGUACACGGUCUCUCAAUCAGUGUAGCUACAUGACGUAUGACAGCUUAAGCAAAUCUGACAGUGCAGAAUCUCUCCUCUCCCUCCGAUGGCGGGCCAAGGGACGCAGCAGACGAAGAGCCGAGCAGCACUCCCAGGCCCUGGGAAUGUGGUGAUGAUGCUUUAGCUUAUUCAAACCGUCUAGGAUAAUGAAGGAGUCCCUACCUCGACAUCAAUUCAGUGACACAGCUUCAUGUUCAAAAAUAAAUUGCAGUAUUUAGGGUUGGUGAGUGCAGGGAUAGAGUAUUGUACAAUGAUGUUCAAAAUGUAGACUUUGUGAUGAACACAAGUGCUUUUUAUCUUCAAAAAUCCUUAAUGUGUGUAGCAAACUUACAUGCUGUAUGUUUUCUCCAGUGUGGGAUUAUAAUUUACAGUAAGAUGCAGCAGUCACUGACUAUUUAUAUAUUUAUUUAUUUACAUGUUUCUGGUGUUCAUUCAUGAACGUGAUGUCAAAGAU